GCUAAUUACAACAGGAAGGGACCACGUGUUUAUACUUAUAUACGAAAUUACUUCGUUUUUGGUGAGCUCAGAAUCCAUGAAAGACGUUGAGGGCCUAAUAACUUAAUAAUUUAGUAACACUGUGUACUUGAGCACACCGUACACUUCUCGGGCCGUCUGGGGCCCGGGGGAUGGACAUCAAACGUGGGACAGUUGUACAAAAAUCGAAUGUUUCUGUUGUGUCUGAUACUGUGCAGUCCGAGGUGCGUUAAAUCAUAAGGGACAUGACAUAAAACAAAUGCAGCGCAGUUAUGAGACGAAUAAUGAAAACUGAUUUCCUGCUUUUUGCACUGUUCCUCAGCGUAAUCACCAAUGCCUUCUUUUUCUUCAUCUACCUCAGAAGACCUCACGUGUUCUAUCCGGUGCAAACCGAGGAGAACAGAUUGUGUGUAUACUUCAGGGGUGGUCUGGGCAACCACAUGUUUCAAUACGCAUCCACAUACGGCAUAGCUCGAGCCAGGAAUAUGACCGUGGGUAUCACCCCAGCAUCCGAACUUUUCAACACCUUCAAUAUCUCCUCCCAGUUCCUCAUCGGCAAGCAAUUUUGUGACACUGCAGAGAAAGUAGUGGAGAGAAAACCUUGUGCAUACGACAAAGGUUCCGUCCAAUUUAUUCGUAAAGAAAAAGUGAACUACAUUCAUAAGUCUUAUCUUCAGUCGUGGAAAUAUUUCGAAGACGUGGAAGACGAGGUCCGAGAACAGUUCGUCUUUAUGGGAGACGUUCAAGACAAAGCGCACGAACUUAUAAAGUCGUUGACUAAACCAUUCGCCAGUAAAAAUCUGACAAUCAUUGCGGUUCACAUACGGCGAGGUGAUUAUAAAAACGAGCGAAAUGUCAAAUAUGGAUAUAAUUUAGCAACAGGAGAAUACCUCAGCAGAGCAUUUAAGUACUUUAGAGAUAGAUAUGACCCUAUUGUUUUCAUUGUGUUUACAAACCCUAAUGUUGAAGAUCUCAAAUGGUGCAAGUACCAUGUGAACGGAAGUGACGUGGUGUUCGCGCCAGAAAAUCCGCGGGAAGUGGAUAUGUGUGCAAUAUCAAUGUGUAACCACACUAUUAUGACGGUCGGGUCUUUUGGCUGGUGGGGAAGUUUUCUGGCGAAAGGGACCACUAUUUACUUCAGCGAUGUUGCCCAAAACAACAGCAAUCUUAGGAAAGACUUCAGUUUCGACAUGUCCGAUUAUUUUUAUCCGGGAUGGAUUGGACUGAGGUGAUAGUCAGAUAUGAUUGUUAUGUCCCAUAGUACCUCAAGUAUUUUCUUAGAUUCUGGGUUUUCCAUUAGCUUUACAAUUCACGCAGUAGCUUUCAAAUAUGAAGAAGAUAUUGUUACCAUUAUGUACAUGUAUAUUACUAGUACUUGCUUUCAGGUAUAAUUUUAUUAAUCAGUAUGUAGUCUGUACAUUAUCACUGUUCGUUUACACAGUAAGCCUAAAAACUUUCAUGGCGUAGUGUUUCACUAUCCAAGCUUUUGAGGUCAUGAAAUAACAAUGUUGAAAAAUAAGCGGAUAACACAAUUAAUUUAUUUUAUUGUAAUAGAAAGCAUUUUCAAUCAUUUUUAUGACAUCUUUAUUGAUUGCAUGUAAUCUUAACAGUUGUAAUGAUGUGUUUGUAAUAAUUGCAAUGGUUUGAAAUUGUAGGUAGUAUCUGAAAUGAUUGUAAAUAAAUAAUAUCAUUGUAAAUAUCAGUAUAAAUAAUUGUAUGAGUUAAAGUGUAAUUAAUGAGUGUAUGUAAUGACUAUAAGUGUAUGUAAUGACUGUAAGUUUAUGCAAUGACUAUAAGUAUAUGUAAUGACUGUUAGUGUAUGCAAUGACUAUAAGUAUAUGUAAUGACUGUAAGUGUAUGCAAUGGCUGUAAGUGUAUGUAAUGACUGUAAGUGUAUGCAAUGGCUGUAAGUGUAUGUAAUGACUGUAAGUGUAUGUAAUGACUGUAAGUGUAUGCAAUGGCUGUAAGUGUAUGUAAUGACUGUAAGUGUAUGCAAUGGCUGUAAGUGCAUGUAAUGACUGUAAGUGUAUGCAAUGGCUGUAAGUGUAUGUAAUGACUGUAAGUGUAUGCAAUGGCUGUAAGUGUAUGCAAUGACUGUAAGUGUAUGCAAUGGCUGUAAGUGUAUGUAAUGACUGUAAGUGUAUGCAAUGGCUGUAAGUGCAUGUAAUGACUGUAAGUGUAUGCAAUGGCUGUAAGUGUAUGUAAUGACUGUAAGUGUAUGCAAUGACUGUAAGUGUAUGCAAUGGCUGUAAGUGUAUGUAAUGACUGUAAGUGUAUGCAAUGGCUGUAAGUGUAUGUAAUGGCUGUAAGUGCAUGUAAUGACUGUAAGUGUAUGCAAUGGCUGUAAGUGUAUGUAAUGGCUGUAAGUGUAUGUAAUGACUGUAAGUGUAUGCAAUGGCUGUAAGUGUAUGCAAUGACUGUAAGUGUAUGCAAUGGCUGUAAGUGUAUGUAAUGACUGUAAGUGUAUGCAAUGGCUGUAAGUGCAUGUAAUGACUGUAAGUGUAUGCAAUGGCUGUAAGUGCAUGUAAUGACUGUAAGUGUAUGUAAUGACUGUAAGUGUAUGCAAUGGCUGUAAGUGUAUGUAAUGACUGUAAGUGUAUGCAAUGGCUGUAAGUGUAUAUAAUGGCUGUAAGUGCAUGUAAUGACUGUAAGUGUAUGCAAUGGCUGUAAGUGUAUGUAAUGACUGUAAGUGUAUGCAAUGGCUGUAAGUGCAUGUAAUGACUGUAAGUGUAUGCAAUGGCUGUAAGUGCAUGUAAUGACUGUAAGUGUAUGCAAUGGCUGUAAGUGUAUGUAAUGACUGUAAGUGUAUGCAAUGGCUGUAAGUGUAUGUAAUGACUGUAAGUGUAUGUAACGAUUGUAAGUGUAUGCAAUGACUGUAAGGGUAUGCAGUGACUUUCAAGUGUAUGUAAUGACUGUAAGUGUAUGUAAUGGCUGUUAGUGUAUGUAAUGGCUGUAAGGUUAUAUCAUGGUUAUAUGUGUAUGUAUUGCCUGUAAGUGUACGUGAUGGUUGAAAGUGUAAGUAAUGACUGAAAAAGUACCUAAUGCCUGUAAGUAUCUGUAAAGGUAAUGUGUAUCUGCAGUAGUUGUAAGUAUCUGUAAUGAGUGUACUGCAAUUAUCUGCAUUGAUUGUAAGUAUUUAUCUGUAAUGACUGUAUGCAUCUCCAAUGAUUGUAUGUAUGUAUAUGUACUACGUGUUUGUAAUAAUUACAUUGAAUUGGCUGUAAUGAUUUUGAGUAUCUAUACUGAUUGGCAGUGAUUGCCAGUAAAGUGUUCAUGGUUG
Molecule: messenger RNA, 3298 nt
Organism: Magallana angulata
Lineage: Eukaryota; Metazoa; Mollusca; Bivalvia; Ostreida; Ostreidae
Product: galactoside alpha-(1,2)-fucosyltransferase 2-like
Exons: 4
Coding region: 291-1250 (319 amino acids)
Biological process (GO): carbohydrate metabolic process
Cellular component (GO): membrane
Molecular function (GO): galactoside 2-alpha-L-fucosyltransferase activity
Source: RefSeq, a predicted model, not a curated record